AUGGCCGUUCUUCCCCCAUAUGGCGACGUAACACGGCCGACCGUUGCCUGGUCCGUUGUUGCGGUUGCAUGUGUAGCCAACUUUCUCGAUCUUUUCCAGAGCUCCAUGGUCCUAUUUGGACUACCACCCAUUCAAGAAGAUCUUAAUUUCACGGUUGAAGAAAUCAACUGGGUGCUGGUAGCGUACACAGUCACCUUCGCCACUUUCCUGUUAAUCGGCGGGCAAGUAGCAGAUCGUGCAGGCUUACGCACAAGUUUCCUUCUGGGAACUGCAACUUUGACCUGGUCGAAUAUAUUGUGUGCAUUCACGCCAAAUCAGUCAGGUUUAUUGGCUGGACGAGCACUGGCCGGUGCUGGAGCAGCCUUUACUACAGCUACGGGUAUCUCAAUAAUCAGCCAUGUAUUCCCUCCAGGGAAAAAUCGGGAGGCGGGCCUCGCACUCUAUGUCUCGUGUGGACCUAUCGGUACAGUGUUCGGUGUCAUCGUUGGUGCACUCCUCACAGCCUCACCUGCAGGAUGGCGUUCGCUCUUUUGGGUGACUGUCAUCUUCGCCGCUUUUGCCUUUAUCCUAGGUUUUUUCAUGAUCCCGCGUUUCGAGCGCCCCGCCAACAAGCCCGCCGUCGAUUACCCUGGCUUAUUCGCCUUCACUGCCGGAACCGCAAUGCUAGUUUAUGGGCUCAACAAUGCAGAGAGUAGAGGCUGGAAAAGUCCUGAUAUCAUAGUAACCAUCGUGCUCGGUGUAUUAGCACUCGUGGCUUUUCCCAUCAUUGAAAGCAAGGUCUCUAAUCCCGCGAUCCCGCCCACGAUCCUCCAGGAUCGCCAUGUCCAGCUGCCUCUUACCAUAUUCAUGUUCAUUGGUGGGGGAUGGGUCACGUGGUUUUUUGUUGCUACCCAGAUCACUCUAGUCUCGCUGAAGUACAAAACUGUCCUUGCUGCCUGCUACUUCCUUCCCGCCACAGUCUGCGCAAUGAUUGGGGGUGCCAUUGGUAACACAGUUGUCGGAAAGGGCCAUGCCAAGUGGCUGAUUGCCAUUGGCUAUUUGGUGAGUUGCGGAGCUCUUGUGCCCUGGGGAUUCGUCGGCCCACAGUUUGGCAUAUGGUAUGUUAUAGUGUUCGCUAUGCUGUACCUGUUUGCGUCACCUCCCGUCUCUGUCGGAGCGCAGUCCAUCGUGCUGGGUCGUAUUGACACAGCAGACCACGGGACUGCAUCCGCCAUGAUGAACGUCAUGUACCAGUUUGGCAGCUCCUUGUUCCUUGCAGUGGUCAACGUCGUCAUGGCCAGCACCAACGAGGGUGAUCCCUUAAGAGGAUACCACAACGGUAUGUGGACAUUGCUUGGGUUCACGGCUUUCGGCGCAAUCAUCUAUCUCGUCUUAUAUCUGCCAUUGCAGACCACGACCACACAACAUAUCGAUAAGCGGGAGCAGAGUCCGGAGCUCGAGGCAGAGGAAGGUGGAAUCGUUCAUUCUGCUAAAGCAUAG
Molecule: messenger RNA, 1479 nt
Organism: Bipolaris victoriae FI3
Lineage: Eukaryota; Fungi; Ascomycota; Dothideomycetes; Pleosporales; Pleosporaceae
Exons: 5
Coding region: 1-1479 (492 amino acids)
Biological process (GO): transmembrane transport
Cellular component (GO): membrane
Molecular function (GO): transmembrane transporter activity
Source: RefSeq, a predicted model, not a curated record